AUGAAGGGCUCGUGGGCCGGCGCGAUGGGCCAGUGCCAGUUCAUUCCGACGAGCUUCAUCGCCUAUGCGGCCGAUGGCGACGGCGAUGGGCGGAAGGACAUCUGGACCAACAAGGUCGACGUCUUCGCCUCGAUCGUGAACUAUCUGCGGAAGGUGGGCUGGCGACCGGGCAUGCGGUGGGGAGACGAAGUCUCCACCGGCACGCCGGCGACGGCGGGGACGCGUAUCGUGCGGCCGUCGGGAGCGGGCGGCCCGGCCUACCGCACCACCGAGAACUUCAAGGUGAUCCUGCGCUGGAACCAGUCGGAUUUCUUCGCCCUCGCGGUGGGGCUCCUGUCGGACAAGAUCGCCGCCUGA
This is a messenger RNA of Ostertagia ostertagi, 357 nucleotides long. NCBI's taxonomy places the organism in Eukaryota, Metazoa, Nematoda, Chromadorea, Rhabditida, Trichostrongylidae. The record is from the annotation of a GenBank genome assembly.